ACAGGAAAUGAUAAUUGAAGUGACCCGGAACGGAACGUAAAGUACCCAAUUUUUCUUUCGUACAUCGUAUGUACUCCCUGUUUCAUUGCGUUUUUCUUGUUUGUAAAUAAUAACCGCUGGAAAUAGUACGUAAUGUGAAAUUACACGCAUUCCUCAGUCGAGUGCUUGUUACGUAAAAGGUAACCAUUGCCGUGCAAUUAGUUAAUUCGCCGUAGAACUCCUAACCUAUCGGUUGAUGUUUUGUUAAGGAGUAAAUGAACUAUGUGAUGUAAAAAUGCCGCCUUUUAGAAGAAAGAAGGCGUCUAAAUCCUUUCCAGUGAAGGUGUGUACAUUGGAUGCUGAAUUGGAAUUCAACCUUGAGUGGCGAGCAACAGGAAGGGAUUUGUUUGACCUGGUCUGCAGGACUAUAGGCCUGCGGGAAACAUGGUUCUUCGGGCUACAGUUUGAGGAUACCAAACAUUUCAUAAGCUGGCUCAAAUUAGACAAAAGAGUACAAGACCAAUGUGUCUCCCAAAUGCCGGGCACACCAUUCAUGCUACUUUGCAAGCUCUACCCCGAGGAUGUGGCCGAGGAGCUCAUCCAGGAGGUCACACAGCAUCUGCUGUUCCUCCAGGUGAAGCAGGCGAUCCUGAGCAUGGAUAUAUACUGCCCACCGGAGGCGUCAGUGUUACUUGCUAGCUAUGCGGUGCAGGCUAAGUAUGGAGACUACGACGAGACGGCUUAUAAGCCCGGCAUGCUGGCCAGCGAAGAUUUACUUCCACAGCGGGUCAUCGACCAGUACCAGAUGACCCCGGAGAUGUGGGAGGACCGGAUUAAAAUAUGGUACGCGGACCACAAAGGAAUGUCACGGGACGAAGCCGAAAUGGAGUACCUGAAAAUAGCACAAGACUUGGAUAUGUAUGGCGUCAACUAUUUCUCUAUCAAUAACAAAAAAGACACAGACCUCUACCUCGGCGUGACAGCGCUAGGCCUCAACAUAUACGAAAAGGACAACAAGCUGAUGCCAAAAACGACGUUCCCGUGGUCGGAGAUAAAGCAUAUAUCGUUCGACGACAAAAAGUUUAUCAUCAAGUUCGUCGACAAGGCGGCUAAUAAUUUUAUAUUUUUCUCGCCAAAGGGAAUGAAUAAAUUGAUCCUUGACUUAUGUAUCGGCAAUCACGAUUUAUACAUGCGUCGCCGAAAGCCCGACACGAUGGAAGUUCAACAGAUGAAAGCUCAAGCCAAAGAGGAGAAACAGCGCCGACAGAUCGAGCGAAAUAAGCUGGCGCGGGAAAAGCAGCUUAGGGAGGCUGCCGAAAGAGAACGAGCUGCCAUGGAGCAGAGAUUACUACAAUAUCAGGAAGAGAUCCGGUUAGCCAACGAGGCAUUGCGCCGUUCAGAGGAAACAGCGGAGCUUCUAGCAGAAAAAGGUCGAGUGGCAGAAGAAGAAGCAUCAUUACUAGCGCAGAAAGCGGCAGAUGCCGAACGUGAUAAUGCUCGUCUUAGGUUAUCUGCUAUUCGUACUGAGGAGGAAAAGGUCCACCUAGAACGAAAAACCCGCGAAGCGGAAUUCCUCACAGCCCGCCUAGUCGAAGAGUCUGAGAAACGCGCCGCCGAAGCAGACAGACUGAAAGCAGAGUUAGUCGCAGCCAGAGUAGCUGAGAAACAGGCUAAGGAUAAACUGUUGAACUUCCUCAGCAGGGCGGGGGCAGGCUCGCUACCACCACCUACUGUUACUUCAUCAAGCACAGUCCCGUCGAGCCUGUUCCCGUCGACAUGCUCGCUGCCCGCCGAGCUGGGGGAGCCCCCGGCGAACGGCGCCGCGGAGCCCGAGCUCAACUCGUGCCUGCUCGUGCCCGACGACUCGGACGACCCGCACAUACACCGCCUGUCCAGGGAGAUCGAGAAGGAGCGAGUGGAGUACCUAGCGAAGUCGAAGCAUCUCCAGCAGCAGCUCGAGUCGCUGCGCUGUGAGUUCUCCGUGCUGCGGGUGGAGCGCGACGCCGCCACGCUCGACAGAUUGCACGAAGCGCAAGCAAAAGCGGGUGAUACCAAAUACUCCACGCUCCGAAAGUUAAGGCAGGGCUCCACCAACACUCGACUAGCGUUCUAUGAAGAACUCUAAAUAACAACACGGUUGAACAAAGGAGUUCACAGAACUGCGCUUUUAAUCUUACUGAAUAUCUCAGUAGAUACGGAAUUCGUUUGAUCCGGCUUUCCGGAUCAGAAAUGGCGUUAUCUCUCUUGGGUUUUGCCGUUAGAUGGCGAUGACUUUGUUGGUCGUUGUUUAUCAGAGAUGUCAGUGUUUUAUUACGCCGAGAGAUGGCGCUGUCUUUGGUAACGUUGACACAUCGCGUCCAAAGAUGGCGACUGUCAAAUUCACAGUUAUGUAAGUCAAAUUUCCAAGACUAAGAUCAUAAACAGGGAAUUUAUUGAAAAUGAGAUGAUGAAUGUAGUUUGGUCAUACACAGAUUUUAAAACUAAAUUUGUCACUCCUGUGGACAAGUUAACAGUUUGUGUAGCAGUAACAGCAGUUUCAAUGAGAAGCAGAAUUGGGUACUUCUACGCGAAAACAUUUCCAUGUUCAGCAUUAAUUUCCUCGCAAACCGGCGAGUGUAGACGUGCCUCGGCCGUUUUGUGAGGAAAUUGCCUCGCGCGUAUGCUCGCUCUGUGUGGAUCCGCCUAUUCAGAUGGUUGGCAGUCCAUUGCAGGGCUGCUAAAAAAAGCUCAGCAGCUGUUUUAUUAUUUAUUUAUUUUUAACUUUAUUGCAAAAAAAGGUACAAAUAGCGGGCUUAAUGCCUGAUGGCAUUCUCUACCAGGCAACCAUACCAAGCGGUUUUGAGGUAAUUACGCCCACAGGAGUCGUAAACCUAAUUUCUGUGUGUGACCAAAUCACACUGUUUUAUUUAGUGAUUAAGAUGCCUUUAAUAAAAUAAAUAAUGUGCCUUAGAUACUGAAAAGUUGUGUGCGUAAUUGUACAAUAUUAGCCAAAAGCUCGCACACAUACGUAUACAACGUGUCCUCUACCCUCUGGACUACUGAUGUGCCGAAGGAAACUUUCCAAAAUUGCGAAAUUUAACACGUUGGAUAGUUUCGGAAAUUUCUUAUUAUUUUGUAUGGGGAUUGAAAGUUUCCGAAACAUAAACUGGAAAUUUCUUAUAUUUCUUUGAAAUUAUCAAGAAAUUUCCGAGAACUUUUCCUAUCUUUUAUAAACUUGCACAUCUAUACUCUGGACAUAGAUUAAUAGGACGUGUCGAUUAGGGUAUUUCUAACCUAUGUAAAAAGUCUCAUUCCAAACGACACAGUAUUAACGGAUAAAUUAAUAAUAAUAAAUUCUUUUAUUUCAGAUAUAUGCGAUCCAUAAUUACAUAAUCAUGAAUUUAUUAGCAAUUUUAACAAAAUUAGAUAGACAAAAUAUUAAUAAUAUAUAUAAAAAUACAAUGAAUAACACUUGCACACAUAAAGUUAGAAAUUAAAACGAAUAACAUACAACUGAUAAUAAUUAAAAAAAAAAGACGCCCUGUGCAGCUUAUACCAAUGAAGCUGGAAAGAGCCGUCUAGGCGCUCUGUCACCGUCUGAAGGAGGCUAUUCGGGCUUCGGGCAGUUAAUGAUUUACGAUUUAAUAAUUCAGGACAGCCUGUAUUUACAUUAAUCUUAUCAUCAUUGCGAACGACAAAUACGGUAUCCUCCUAUUUAUUGAUGAUUUACUUACUUACUUUAUUCGGUUGGCUCAGCGACCCAAAAUGAGACUUAGCCUCCGACACAAGACAGCGCCACUUUUCUCGGUCCUGUGCGACCUCUCGCCAAUUGGCUACUUGACAGUUUUUGUGAAUAAUGUCAAACGAUCUUGAUUUUCCUGAGGAUCAAAUGUCUAUAUAGGACUCAUGGCACUUAAGCAACACAAAGGUCAGAAAUGAGAGUUAAAGUCUGACACUCUCAGUCGACGAUUGAAACGCCUCUAACAAAAUGAUAAUAUGAUGUGACGUCACAUCAUAUAAGUCGGUGCUAAAUGUAUGGAAGAUCAAGGAAAUUGCUAUUUUGACCCUGAAAUAUUGCGUUUAUGUGUAUAGUUGUCAUACAAUUUAUUUUUCAAUAAAAUGUAAGGAAUGUAAUGGUACCAUUUUAUUUUCUAUUAUUGAAAGACAAAAAAAAAAUGUUUUUUGAGACUUUGGAGGUUUGUAAUUUUUUAUAAUCCCAAUAUAAUUUUUUAAAUUCUACUUUUUAUAAUGGAUGGCUCAUUUUCUAUAUAUACAUUAAACUCAAUUUUUUUAUAAUAUUCAACAUGUGUCAAGUACCCAAUUGUCCCUUCAUCUUCGUCCAUUCUCUCAAGGUGGCCCAACCAACGGAGUCUGUGAGCUUUACUUUCUCCCAUGAUGUUAGGUUCAGCGUCUAGGUCUUCGAUCUCACGGUUCUUAAGGACUGUCCAGCUUCCAUCCGGUCUUCGUUUGGGGCCCAGUAUCUUGCGGAGGAUUUUCCUCUCGGCAACUAGCAGCAUGUUUUCUUCCUUGAGUGUUAGUGUCCAUGCUUCGCAUCCGUAGGUUAGGAUUGGACGAAUCACGGUCUUAUAGAUUCGGAUCUUGGUGCGUCUGCUUAGAAGCUUGGACACUAACACCUUGUGAAGAGCUGCACUGCAUCGCAAUGUAUUCUGGAUGCUAAUCUUUAUGUCCUCGUCACGAUUGUUGGUAUCAGUAACGGUGCAGCCUAAGUAUUUAAACUUGGACACGCCUUUGUACACUAUAUCUCUUACAUUUAGGGUAUUGAUGAUUUAUUUGAGUUAAUUUAACUUAAUUUUUUUUAAUGUUUAUCUAAUCAUAGUUAUUUGUGCAACAAGAGAGGAAAGUUGGUUUUUCUUGCGAGUGUUAAUUUUGAGUCCUGAGUAAGCGAAAGAUGCUAUAAUUGAAUCACGAGCGAAGAGAGUGAUUCUAAGUUAGAAUCUUGAGCGUAGCGAGGGACUCAAAAACACGAUAUGUGAAAUAACUUUGCUCUCGUGUGACACAUACAACUUUUCACCUCAGUAGUGAGAACAUAAGGUUAAAAAAAUUCAACAUCAAGUAAAAGUUAAUCAUAUUUAUUUACAUUCAUGAAUGAAAGGCAUCAUCAUUAUGACGAAAGCUUGUCUCACUCCCUAGAGUGAGGAAAGUAGGCUUGUUCGAGCUACUGAGGUGAAAAAUAAUUUACCAUAUACCUUCCUGAGAAGGAACUCUACUCGGGAUCUCGGUCAAUGUCCAGAGAGUAGAGACAUAUUACAAUAAAUGUAUAUAAUCAAAUUUUUAUUUUUGAUCUCCUAUAUAAUCGACAAUGUUGCCAAAUUGAAAUAAUUGUCUCAGAAUAUUUUUUGUGCACAAAGUAUUUUUUUUAUUUGUAUGAGAUUGUACGGUCACGUCUGAAAAUAUCGAUACGGACAAAGUGCCAAAAAUAUGUACACACUACCCUAACAUAUGAGCCAUAAGGUCGUGUAUUGUAUACAUAUUUCAAUCGUGCCAAUGUUUUCAGACGUGACUGUAUAAUAACGUUUAUACGCUUUUUAUAAUCAAUUUAACAUAAUAAUUGUAAGUAUCAAUCGAGAUCUGGAUAGUUAGUUUCCCAUUUUUAUAUAUAGAUAUUUAAGUUUUUAAAUAACAUGACUGGCGUGGGAGGCUACAUAAUGUUGUUACCACUGACAAAAUGGUUGCGGCAAAGUAAAAUAAGUUAUACCAUAGAGAAAAAAGUACAUAGAGUGUGUUGGCGUUGUGAUCCGGCUCGAAGGACCACAAUAUUAAGCCUGAAUCAUAUUUGUCUGUCGUGUUGUGUUGUGUCGUGAUGCAUCAGAACGACAAUCGGUUUCACACAUUUAAAAUGGUUGUGUUCACAUUUAUGUGAUGCACGCUGAGUAAGACAAAUGUGCACGCCACCAUAUUAAAUGUAUGAAACAGAUUAAAUAAAUAAAUAUUAUAGGACAUUAUUAUACAAAUUGACUAAGUCCCACAGUAAGCUCAAUAAGGCUUGUGUUGUAGGUACCUAGACAACGAUAUAUAUAAUUAUAAAUACUUAAAUACACAGAAAACACCCAUGACUCAGGAACAAAUAUCCAUGCUCAUCACACGAAUAAAUGCCCUUACCAGGAUUUGAACCCGGGACCAUCAGCUUCGUAGGCAGGGUCACUAACCACUAGGCCAAACCGGUCGUCAAAACCGCCACGACACAACACAACACAACAGACAAAUGUGAAUCCGGCUUAAUGAUAAAAUAUGCUGAUUAAUUGAUAGUACUUUAUUCGAUGGAAACAAGAAGAAUGAAUAAUAACAAAAUGUAAAAAAGAACAUAAAUCAACAAUAAAACAAUAUAAUUCAGAAAUAUAAAAAAGUAAACAUCUAAAAAGUGCGUCGCCCAUAGAGAUUGCUCACUCCAUACAUCAGUUUUGUUAGUUAGCAAAAUUAUCAGUACCGCUACUUGACACUAGAUGUCUCAAGUGUCGCUACUGACCAAACAUUGUAUUGCUCGACAAUAUGGUUUAUGGUUUAAGGUUUAAGAAUUUAUUUCUCCAAACGAAUAUUACAAUUCACUUACAUAGAGAAAUAUAAACAAUCGUAAUAUACAUUAUUUACAUAGUUAUUUAUAUACAACUAAUAUCACAAACAGAGUUCCGGUUGUAAUCUUAGCUGAAAAUUGUUGAGCAUUAGGCUUUUCGUUCGUCGCGGCAUCUAUUGUCAAGUAGCAGUACUGAGAGUUCCGCUACUCAAUGUUAGACGACUACGAAAAUAUUAGGUUAUUAUUAAAUAUUACCUAUGAAAUUGGUGUCUUGUAUGGAGAACUUUAACGAAAUUCGAUUUUUCGUACAAUGAAUUUUGCGGAUCAUUUUGUUAUGGCAUUUUGAAACCAAACAAAUUUUUGCCAGUAAUUCGAGACAUUUUUAAGGCACAUUUUCUAUCUCAUUUUUUUUUUAUCUGUCCCGUCAGAAAAAUAUAAGUCAUUUAAAUACUCGAGCCGGCAGCACAUGAAAAGAGCUGUUUUCAGGGCGGUAUUCUGAAUACAUAAAACAAUAAAAGUAGCAAAUAAUUGUAUGUCGAAUCGUUGUCAUGUAGCGCACUGAUGAAAUUAAAAAAUACUUCGAAGUUACUAUUAAAAUAAAUAAACUAUGACAUGACUAAUACUUAUGAACAAAAUCGCCAAUUUCAUAGGUAAUGACCCAAUAAUAAGCGUUUUGUUAUUUAUUUCUCUAUGGUUAUACGUACAGUCGACCAAGAAACUGGUUUACCACUUUUCGACUCUAUUACUUGACAAAUACGAGUAGAAAAGUGGUAAACCACUUGGCUGACUGUACAUUUAUUAAAGUAAAAGUUAGAAUCAGACAUAGAAGUUUUUGUGGUAAUAACGAGUGCUUGAGAAAAUGAAACAUCGACAAAUAUGUUAUCGAUAAGUCAGUCAUAGAUUAAUAAUUAAAAGAUGCAACUUCUACUUGCUGUAAAUUACCUAGAAAUUUCAAGAAUGAAAAUCAAUUCCAAAUCGGACCAUAAUUUCUUGAUUACAUGUAUUUAGUACUCAGACAGUGUCAAAAAAUAAGAAAACUACCAAUGGGUAUAUGUGUUGCGUAUUUCGCAGAUAGCUUUCUUUUUAUACAAUGUUAAAAAUAUCUAUAACGCUAAGGUAACAUCGAUAAUAGACAUGUCGAUAUUUUAUUUUGUCAAUCACUUUAUAUUGCCACAAAAACUUCUAUGUCAGGUUAGAAUUGUUUUAGCUAGAGUUCCUUAGCCUCGUAAAUGUACAGUCACGACUAAAAAUAUCGGUACGAAAAAUGUGCCAAAAAUAUGUAUACACGACUUUAUCGCCCAUGUAUUAAGGUAGUGUAUACAUAGUUUUGGCACAUUUUUGUACCGAUAUUUUCAGACGUGACCGUACAUUAUCCUCUAGCGGCCCACCAUACAACGAAAAAUUGAGAAUCGAAUUUGAAUCAAUGGUAUUAUAAAAUAGAGUUGAAUUUGUUUCGUUUAAAAAUCGAACGAAACAAAACAAAAGCAACUCUGUUUCAUUUAAUUAAGAUUUAAAUUUCAUUGGAGGUAAUUUAUACUAGUAUUAGGACAUUGAACUUUGAUUUCAUUACUUUUUCCAACAAACUAAAUUCAUCCCAAUUUACUCGACAACAAGGUUCAAUUUGAAAAUAGGAAUAUUUGUUAUGGUGGAUCGUUUGUGGUUGCCCGAUAGUUUAAGUAUAUAAAUUUUCUACUUUAUUGUGAUAAUCAUGAAGUCUAUUAAAAGGUUCAUAAUAACACCUAAGCAUCGUAUUGUACAGCACGAGUACAUAUGGCGUUACUUUCCUGCAUUAGUGCGGUAAUUAUCACUUUACGUACCUAUGUCGGGCCGUAUGUACAGUAAAACGUUGUACGAUACACGUGUGAAUAGGUAAUUCGUAACUUAUAUCGAUUUAAAAAUCGCAACUUGUGUCGUAAUCGACUUUAUUACGUUUGUAGUAAGGUAAACAAUUGUCAAUCAAAAAACUACGCUUCUCACGCCCCGCCAAUAGUUCAAAUAUAACCGGACCAUUCUGUUAUGUACCUUAUGUUUUAUUAGUUUAAGUCCAUUUUCGGCUGAAACCAUAUAGAAAUCAGCUGUUUGGGAUUUGUAUUCAUAUAUUAUAUAAGGAAACUAUUAUAGAAAGCUUUUUAGUUAAGGAGCUGAGUGGCCUAAGUAGGUACGACAUUGAAAAGAUUAUAUCACUAUUGUAUACGAUACUUUUUCGACGAGUCAACUAAAACAAUACUUUUUCCUCCGUCCAUAAAACCUAAAUAAUUAAACAAAAUUAGGUAAGUAUCUUACUAGACAAAAAGAUAGUACAAACGCUUAUUCAUGAAACAGUAGUGCGUUGAUGUAUUUUACUCUUGGCCGCGACACGUGAUUGGUCGAGUUCAUUACAGUUGACUAAAGCAUUACGUAAGAAGUCAUUAUAGUAGAGUCGGGAGCCCAUAGUGAAAAGAAUGCGAUUUCAGUUUGAUAUACGAAGUCUUAAUUCAACCAAUAAAGUCUACGAGUAGAAAAAGUCAUACGUGUCGGAAAUUAUACAAAACUGAACUCCAUCACUUUGAAAUAAAGUUCAAAAUCAUGGUGAGAUAAAAGCUUAAACUCUUGUCCUAGUUUUUAUUUAAACUAAGACGAUUUUAAUAUGGUUUCAACUUGAAAUGUUAGCAAAGUUAUACCCUAACCCCCUUAUUCAUACACGUCUACUAAAGUUGACAAGCCGCUAAUAACCCCCUUAUUCAUACACGUCUAUUAAGUUGACAAGUCGCUAAUAAUCGGUUGUCCGUUUCCGACGUAUUGGUAUGAUGGAAAGGGACAAACGAUUAUUAGCGGCUUGUCAACUUUAGUAGACGUUUAUGAAUAAGGGGGUAAUUUUUUUUAUUUUGCAUACGUACAUUUAUCUUAGACAAUCAAGGCGUUUUUAUUAUAGUUUCAGACGAGGAUUUAUGUUGACAUGACUUCGUAUAUGUUAUAAUGUAAUGUAUUUCUUACUCAAGAAAUUAAUUAUUUUGUCAAUGAAAUACUUUUCAGGCAAUUUGAGUAACCUUCUUUAUAACUACGUAAGUCAGAGUUCUUUUUGAAUUUCUUAACCUUGAUCUUUUAAUCCAAAAAUAUCACUUACCUAUAUGUUGACAUUAAUUUUAAAAUCAAGCAAUAUACACCUUGCUUGAAAACAGCAAGGUUUUUGACAGCAUUAAACUCUUAUGAACGUUCUUCGUGUCAGUUUCUUAUCGUCCAUUGAAAUUUAAACUUUAUGCUUUGAAAUUCAAAGUUUAUUAUUGCACAUUUAUCUCUCAAUAUUGUUACAAAUGUUUUCAAAAUGACGGUUUGUAUUAAGGGUAAUUUGGUAUGUCGUCUUGGUAGUCAAACUAAAAAGCUUCCUAAUUGCAUAUGUAUAAGGUUCAAAUCCCAUUUGACUUGAAGGCUAUUCCCUUAUGUCCCUGAACGUUAUGUCACGUUUUUAUGUGUUAGUAAAAGUACAUAAUGUACAAAAUUGUAUGUGAUUUUGAUAACGAGCCUAUACGGAAUGUUCUAUUUAGAUACCUUAGACGGAUAGAUAAUUUGGAUGGUGUUAUGCAGAAUAUAAACACAUAAAAUUUCAUGUUCGAAAGUAAAAAUGACAAAAAAUAGGUUAGGAAGAAGAGUUUGUCAAUUUGGAAUGCCAGGAACUUAUCUCUUCAAGUGGCAUGUGUCGUUUUUGAGUUAUUGGAAUUUUCAAUUAAUCAAAUUUGAAAUUUAAAUGAUAUAAUCGGUCGGGAGUCAACGGCCUGCCACUCCAAGGGUUAAGUGGGAGUUGUUUGCGUUGAUGAAAAUAAAAUCAAUUAGUAAGUUGCAUUGUUUGCAAUAAUUAAAUUUUAUCUGGAUAUGCUCUACUUAACACCGUCCUUAUAUUGGUGAACAUUGUACAUAACAUAAACUAGGCUUUGUGAUCAGAAUGAUAAUUAUGUUACAAUGUAUACGUGCCUUAAUAUUUUAGAAGCCAUAUUUUGUAAAUAUAUUUAUAGACAUUUUU
Molecule: messenger RNA, 10481 nt
Organism: Cydia pomonella (codling moth)
Lineage: Eukaryota; Metazoa; Arthropoda; Insecta; Lepidoptera; Tortricidae
Gene: Mer
Product: merlin
Exons: 13
Coding region: 275-2104 (609 amino acids)
Biological process (GO): regulation of gliogenesis; regulation of organelle assembly; regulation of cell shape
Cellular component (GO): filopodium; cytoskeleton; plasma membrane
Molecular function (GO): actin binding; cell adhesion molecule binding
Source: RefSeq, a predicted model, not a curated record